Messenger RNA from Falco peregrinus (peregrine falcon), 3606 nucleotides. It is a transcript of the gene ARHGAP17, whose product is annotated as Rho GTPase activating protein 17. The transcript has 22 exons. Gene Ontology annotation, molecular function: GTPase activator activity; protein binding. Gene Ontology annotation, cellular component: cytosol; intracellular anatomical structure; cytoplasm. Lineage: Eukaryota; Metazoa; Chordata; Aves; Falconiformes; Falconidae. Bases 107 to 2641 code for a protein of 844 amino acids. Gene Ontology annotation, biological process: regulation of Rac protein signal transduction; regulation of actin cytoskeleton organization; positive regulation of GTPase activity. The record is from RefSeq and is a predicted model, not a curated record.
GGGCCGGUGGCGCCGCCGCGAGGAGGGAGGAGGCGGGAGGCCGGGUCGGUGUGGCUGCGGCGGAGCAGUGGGUGCUUGCCGGGAGGCCGGGGGAACGGCUGCCGCCAUGAAGAAACAGUUCAACCGGAUGAAGCAGCUGGCCAACCAGACCGUCGGCAGGGCUGAGAAGACAGAGGUACUCAGUGAAGACCUGUUGCAGAUUGAGAGACGUCUUGACACUGUGAGAUCUGUUUGCCACAUUGCACAGAAGCGAUUAAUUGCAUGUUUUCAGGGCCAGCAUGGUACAGAUCCCGAUAAGAGACAUAAAAAACUUCCUCUAACAGCUCUUGCUCAAAAUAUGCAAGAAGGAUCUGUCCAGCUAAGUGAUGAAACUCUGUUGGGGAAAAUGCUAGAUACAUGUGGCGAUGCAGAGAACAAACUGGCAAUGGAGCUCUCUCAGCAUGAAGUGCAGAUUGAAAGAGAAGUUUUAGAUCCAUUGUGUCUACUAACAGAGACAGAGAUCCCAAACAUUCAGAAGCAGAGGAAACAGCUUGCAAAGCUGGUGUUGGACUGGGAUUCUGCAAGAGGAAGAUAUAACCAAGCCCACAAGACUUCAGGAACAAAUUUUCAAGUGCAUCCUUCAAAAAUAGAAUCUCUUAAGGAAGAGAUGGAUGAAGCUGGAAAUAAAGUAGAACAGUGCAAGGAUCAACUAGCAGCAGACAUGUAUAAUUUUGUGUCUAAAGAAGGGGAAUAUGCCAGAUGUUUUGUUAUGUUAUUAGAAGCACAAGCAGAUUACCAUAGAAAAGCAUUAGCAGUCAUAGAAAAGGUCCUACCCGAAAUUCAAGCCCAUCAAGACAAAUGGACUGAAAAACCAGCUUUUGGAACUCCAUUAGAAGAGCAUCUCAAGCGCAGUGGUCGUGAAAUUGCAGUCCCUAUUGAAGCCUGUGUAAUGAUGCUUUUGGAAACGGGAAUGAGAGAGGAGGGCUUAUUCAGAAUUGCUGCUGGAGCCUCCAAGUUAAAAAAGCUAAAAGCUGCCUUGGACUGUUCAACUUCCCAGCUUGACGAAUUUUAUUCCGAUCCCCAUGCUGUUGCAGGUGCCUUGAAAUCCUAUUUGCGAGAAUUGCCAGAACCUUUAAUGACCUACAGUCUAUAUGAAGAAUGGACACAAGCUGCAAAUAUUCAGGACCAGGACAAAAAGCUACAAGAGUUAUGGAGAAUUUGUAACCGAUUACCUAAGCAUUAUCAUGCUAAUUUCAGGUAUUUAAUCAAAUUUUUAGCAAAGCUUGCACAAAACAGUGAUGUUAACAAAAUGACGCCCAGCAAUGUUGCAAUAGUCUUGGGCCCCAACUUGUUAUGGGCGAAGAAUGAAGGAUCCCUUGCUGAAAUGGCAGCAGCAACUUCGGUCCAUGUGGUAGCAGUUAUUGAGCCAAUUAUUCAGCAUGCAGACUGGUUCUUCCCUGGAGAUCAAGAUUUCAAUGUAUCUGGGGCAUUUGUUGCAAUUCCUGCUGUUAAUUCAAAUCACUUGUCACACACUGGGAAUGAGUAUGAAUCUGGGACACUGGAACGGAAGAGGCCUGUUAGUAUGACUGUAAUGGAAGGAGAUUUGUUGAAGAAGGAAAGCUUUGGUGUCAAGGUUAUGGACUUCCAAGCGAAUCCUCGGAGAUGUGGCACUAUAAAUAGAAAGCACACAUCCCCAGCUUUCCAGCCACCACUUCCACCCACGGAGGCUGGCGUGCUGGCUCAGUCUGGAGCGGAGCAGCACUCACAAGCUUCUGUGGCUGAAACAAGCCCAGUGGGUGCUGGUUUUGCUCUCUCUGCUGGCACAGCAGAACAGUUACAAAGUCAAGGAAAUGACGAUGUCAGUACCUCAAAAUCAAAGGACAACACAUCUUCAGCUACUCCUCCACCCGUGAGAAAUGGUGGGCACGCGGGCACUGUCCAGAACCAGUCAACAAGUAGCACUAAUCAGCUUUCUGUUAAUCAGCCACAGAAUGCGGCAGGUCCCAGUCCCCAUUCAAUGAGGAGAGCUGUUAAAAAGCCUGCGCCAGCCCCUCCCAAGCCAGCCAACCCACCGCCGGGGCAGCCGGCGAGCCAAAGCUCUGCCCCAGCUGCUCAGCCACCGUCUGUCUCUCCAAAACCACCUGCUAGAAGCUCUUCUCCUCCUGCUCAACAUGCAAACCAAGGAGCAGCCCAGCCCUCCACUUCCCAGGUUUCUGCACCUCGGAGAUAUUCCAGCAGCCUUUCCCCAAUACAAGCUCCCAGCCACCCACCACCACAGCCCCCAACACAGGCUACUCCUCCACCGCAGCCCAAAUCAAACAGUCAAGCAUCUCCUCCUGCUGCACCCAGCAGUGAGCACGGACCAGAGCAGCCCUGUUACACUCCUCCGCAGACUCCAACACCACCUGAUACACCCCCUCUAGGAAAACAUAAUACUAGCUCCCCAUCGCCACAGCCAUCUGCUCAAGAAACCUCCCAGUCUCACUCUCUACCUCAGAGUGGUACACUGCCGCGGCCUCGGCCAGUACCAAAACCCAGAAACAGACCUAGUGUUCCCCCUCCGCCUCAUCCUCCUUCUCAGCUGGCUGGAGAUGGUGUUAUUGCAAAUCCCACGCAAACAGCUUCCAAAAUAGUCACAGGUGGGGAUGGUUACUGCGAAUAAGAUGUUUGACCUGCAUUCAGUAGGAACUGUAUUGGAAAGUUCAAUGAUUCCAGUAUUCCAGAACCACUUCAGAACCCUUCUUCAGAGCUUCUUGCAGAGACAGCAAGCAAAGAGCUGCACAACCACCUCAUGCUUGAUAUUGACAAUGAUACGGAAAGCACUGCUCUGUAAUGGAAAAACUCAAAACUUUUUACUGUUCCUCUCCUGGUAGGAAAACUAACAGACCUAACAGUGAAAAGCUUCUUUUGACGAUAUGGCAAAACUGUGUAGAGUUGUGACUUGUGCAUCACGGAGAAAGUGAUUUAGCCAUUCAGAAGAAGUUUAAUGAUCUGUGUCUCAACGAUGGUUUUCAGAAUCUUGGAUGGAAGGAAUUAAUUACUGCAGAAGCUUGCAUAGGAAGCAUAAUUGCUGCUAAUACGGAUGGUAUUAGCAGAAAUUCCAAAAGAAUAAGAAGCAGAACAUUAGUUAUUUAAAGUGCAUGUAUAACGGAAAUAAUCUUUUUAAUGUCACGGUUAGACUUUUAUUUCUAGUUCUUAGACAUUACAAGGAGAUGCCUUGCAAGAGACAUUCCCUCACUGAUUUGCUGCAGAUUCUUUUUAAAACAUGAACCAAAAAAUGCCAGAGUGCUGGUGGUGACUGCUGGUUAUCAGUCACCUUGUCAAAACUGUGGAUGUAUUCUAGUGCCUUGAAGGACUGUCAUACUGUAGAAGGAAACUUACUGCAUCUUUAAUCAUUUCAUUGCUACUUAAUGAUCAGUACUUAAUACUUAUUUCAUAGUUAUUUGUAUUAACCAAGCCUGCUUUUGUUUAUGUGAAACUGGCAACUGUUUCAGGAUGAAACUGUGGAAGUGUUUUUUGUGCUUUCAGUGAAAACGGUUGAAUUUUGAAAGAACUUUGAAACAGCUGUUUGGAUUCGUCAGUUGGGUGAACAUUUAUAAAAUUAAAGAUUGUCUUUUGUCAACUUAA